UGAAUGCACGUGACGAUAAACAAGCAUCAUGGCGGCGCACAGCAAUAAUGUCCAAGUAGAGAAAGUAGAAAACCCAGCAAAGAAAAUAAAUGUGUAAGUAACAUUAGCAAACUAGUCACCUCCACAAGGUACGCUUAUGGACACUCACGGCAUGUGAAGAUAUCAAAGAGAGAGUAGUUUGCCAACCAGACUGGCUAUGUCGAUUGUGUUUAGAAAUGCCAACGGGUGGCUGUUGGAUGCUUGUUCACUUGUCGACAAGGGUGUCCAACUAUGUAACGUUACUUCGGAGAGGAAAGCAGCCAGUGGAAAGUCGUAUUUUAAAUGUUAUUUUAAACAUGAGUGUUUCCAGAUUUUAAAGUCUCACGUUAGUGUUAAAUCAAGUUGUACUGUGACCACAAACGACAGUGCCGUCUCGAACGCAGCGCUACAGAGGAGUGAGAAUAAAACUACAGUGGAUUGUAAACCAUCAAAGAAAAGAAAACGAAAACGCAAUGAUCUGAACCAAGGAGAAAUUGAUUCACUGGCCUUCCACCACAAGAUCAGGUCUGCCAUUUUGGAGGGGACCAAAUCCAUAGUGGAUGCUGGGCUCUCCUGUGAGUACCUGAGUGAGGUCAACGAUGCUCGGGAGGAUACCCUGCCUUCCCAGGAAUGCAACCUGGCAGCCUUGUGUGACAUGGCUAAAGAGCUCCCUCUAGUGACUGAACAUGGAGAGGACCCAGUUCAGUUCAUUGAGUCUGAGGAUGGCUGUAGUACAACACACCUUGACCUGUUCACGCGGAUCACAGAGAAUCGUAUGGACUUUGCCAUGGAGGUGACGCUGAUGGGAGAGAAAUACAUUAUCCCACCACGAUGUGCCUUCUUGCUCUCUGAUUUUGCCAGAAUGCAGCCCCUGGUUGGCUAUGGAAAGUUUUUCGACCUCAUUGUCCUGGAUCCUCCUUGGGAAAACAAGUCUGUCAAAAGGAGUGGCAGGUAUAGCUUUCUGCCCUCCUCCCAGCUCAAACGGCUCCCUGUCCCACUGCUGGCCUCCACAGGCUGUGUGGUGGUCACCUGGGUGACCAACAGGCCCAGCCACCUGCGCUUCGUCAGGGACGAGCUGUACCCACACUGGGGCGUGGAGGUGCUGGCAGAGUGGUUCUGGGUCAAGGUCACCAGGUCAGGGGAAUAUGUGUUUCCACUGGACUCUCUGCAUAAGAAGCCUUACGAGGUGUUGGUACUUGGUCGAUAUCGUGGGUGCGGACACCACUCACACAGCUCUCUGAGGAAGACAGAGCUCCCUAUGGAGGAGCAGCGUGUGAUCGUCAGUGUCCCAUCAGCCCUACACUCCCAUAAACCUUCACUCUCAGAGGUGUUAAGGCCGUACGUGGGUGCCGACGCCCGGUGCCUGGAGCUGUUUGCCAGAAGCCUGCAGCCAGGAUGGACCAGCUGGGGCAACGAGGUGAUCAAGUUUCAGCAUGUCAGUUAUUACACCGUGGAGCCCACAGACGAGCCCACAGAUACGGCUACAGGAUCCUUACAUGGAGAGUCCUCUCCUCACUUCUCUCUACCUCCUCCAACACCGGACUAAUCAUCACAGUUUAAUAGCAUACCGUUGAAGCUUUCCACAUCAAAAUCCCAAUUUGUUUUCAUAGUCAAGGAGCCCCUGAAAUCUCUCUCCAUCUCCUUUGAUCUGUUAUUUUCUUUCAUUUGGGACUCUUGAUUUGUGUUUCUGGGUCGUAGUAUGUUGGGGGUGGUGAAUCACAGAGCCCAUGAUGCGAUGGAGGGGAGAUGAAAGUGCAUCGCUCCGGAGCUCAGAUCAAGGUUGAUGUUUUGAGCUGAAGCUAAUAACCUAUAGCUCUAUGUUCGGUUCAGACACACAACUGUGUGUUACCUCAGAGCGGUGUGUUGUGCAUUGAUGAUGGAGCUAUGCUGGCACAAUGUCUGGUUUAAUAAUUGUCAAAGUGUACGUACAUGUUUUAUAAUGUGCUGAAAUGUGUUGGGUAAUGUGUAUCCAUUUAAAUCCAAGAGUUGAAUAAAGAAACCAAACUUUAUUGUUUUGAGUUUUGUAUCACUCGACCCAGCCAUAAGAUGCUCUGAUUUUGUGAGGACAUUUGCCCUGUCCCAUUGUAGAGAUAUGAUCUACCUUGCACCCUUUUUGAUGUGUUUUUCUGAGUGCAAUGGCUAUUUCAUGUGUCCCAAAUGGCACCCUAUUCCCUUUAUAGAGCUCUGGUCAAAAGCACUGCUCUAUAUAGGGAAUAGGGUGCCAUUUGAAAUGCACAAUGCGGCUGUCGUCCAGGUUACAGAGAGAGACCACCAGCUCGACUGCGAGCCACGCCUGCCUCUGAGUCUGCCAUUUGUAUGUAGGAACCAAACAAAAAUAACAGUACCUGAGCCAUAAACCGUUAGAUUACGUCAUUCUCACACCAUCCCUACCUACUAGUUUGGAAGGUGCCAAAACACACUACUUUAUUUUUGCCACCUCUCACACCAUCCAUCCCUGGCUCACUUCCUCCCCUCCCCUGUGUGGCUGGGUAAGGUAUGGGCAGGGUGGGGUGGGGCGGGGCUACUCUAAUGGGCCUUUAGUUUCUCUGGGGGACUGUCACAGAGCCAGAUGAGGAUGAGUUACAGCCACUGCAGCACACAGCAUAGCAAAUCACUAACUAAUGAAUCCAGAACAGGAUAAUUUCCGCAUUACACAUUCUCUUUGUUUCAUUCUCCCUUUCUCAUUCUCCAUCUCUUUCUUUCCCUCCUCUCACGACAGGAGGAAAACAUGAAUGAGAAACAGCAGAAUGAGAGGUUAGAUGUAAUGUAUUCCUGUCUGGGUAAAGAGGUAGACUCAGAUAUUGGACACUUCUCACAGAUUGAAUUAAAGGAGUGUAGCGCUUUCUCAUUAGUCUGCUCCCCAGGUGAGCACUUACUGAUUUUAUUCUUGUUAUUGGGAGUUGUCAACUCCAAAAUAAUCCUGCAUCCUUGAAACCCCCAUGGAGAUGUGGCAAAAUAAAUACCACAUUUGGAAAACAAACUUCUUAGUAGAUUCAAGGCUCGGGCUGUAAUGUAGCUGGAAUCAUAGUUACAAAAACAUGAUUUAAACAUUUCUGCCUUUGACAAAAAAAAUGUGUCUUUCACAACUGUGUUUGCAUCAGUUUCAAAGGCAGCCAAUUAGUGUUGAAUGUCUCAAAGCAUUGGUGUUGUAAUGUUUGGAAAAUAUACUUGUGAAGGAGUGGCCUUCACUAAAGACAUUCAUUUUCAAAAAGUAUUUAUACAGCAAGUUCUGUUUAUGUCCUUAAUUUAUUCAGUCAUUUACCACACAUUCUAGUUACUAGAGCUUUCCCUCAUUUCCAACCAAUUGCAGUCAGUCGUGUUCAUUGUUAAGUGUUUCUUGUCUUCUAUUGGUCCAGCGAUGGAAGUGGCUAAUUGACACAGGUGUUCCAGUUCAGUAAUUAGGUCUUGCCAUGUUGAAUGUCUUUUAACUAGGGUGAGCCACAGCUGUUUUUUACCUGCCAGUUUGUAUGUUUUACAGUUACUACAGUUUUAAAUCAAUUUGAAGGGAUAAUUUGAAGGGAAAACCAUGAAAUUCCUGUCAAUUUGGGGAAAGCCUAUGUUUUAUUAGUGGGUUAAAUAAAAAUUUACCCCAUGAUU
Molecule: messenger RNA, 3615 nt
Organism: Salvelinus sp. IW2-2015
Lineage: Eukaryota; Metazoa; Chordata; Actinopteri; Salmoniformes; Salmonidae
Gene: mettl4
Product: methyltransferase 4, N6-adenosine
Cellular component (GO): cytosol; nucleus
Molecular function (GO): site-specific DNA-methyltransferase (adenine-specific) activity; nucleic acid binding; RNA methyltransferase activity
Source: RefSeq, a predicted model, not a curated record